AUGGAGACAGACAUGCAGCGCGUGAUGGUAACUUCUUACCUUGAAGUGUCAACAGUUGACAGUCAAACGUGGAGUGGUGAAGAGAGGGGGCGGAUUGAUGAACUGACCCGCACAGACUGGAAUUCGACGGCCUACUGCAGGCAAGCGUUCCGUUGCCGCGUCGCCGGCGGUCCAGAGUGUCGAGGUGCCGAGCAAAGCAGAGAGCUGCUCUACGCUUGGCAGGGUGCGAAGGAUUUCCUGUCCAAUCAAAUCAUUUACUUUUACCUGUUGCUCAUGCAGCCAAAUGCACAAAAACAAAUCGAAGACAUCAGGCACAUGCGCUCCAUUUCGUGUGCACUCAAGUCGACUGGCAUCAAGAAUAGUCGGGUGGCAUGCCACAUCCUGCUACUAGUGGCUUGCAUUGUCAACAUCCUCAUGAGCAUGUCUUCAAAGUGGCACGACCUUGAGAGUCGCAUUCUCUGCCUGAGAGACCUGCAGAGUCUGCUGCUCAUUCUGAUCUAUUUCAUUAUUAUGGGCCAGGAUGGGCGAGUGCUCGAGAAAUUCUGCGAUAUCAUGGACGAACAGUUUUCCGGCCGAAUCGAGAUUCAGCAAUUUGAUGAGAUAAACAGGAACUUCAGAGUUGCUAACAGCUUGAAUGUGAAGAAAUACUGUCGCAACUUCUUAAUAUUUUUGUUGGUUCGUAAUUCGGCCAUGGCAUUUGUGCCGAUGAUCUAUUCGAUUUUGCUGGUGAUUUCCGCGGUGAUGAAAGAUGACUACGAGAAACUGAACCACCUACCAGUCAUCAUCAACUUCCAUUACCCUGAACGACACGCUGCUGGCAACUGCAACUGGCUCUCAAUCUUUUCGCUACUUAUUUCUAUGUGA
Nilaparvata lugens (brown planthopper) is the source of this 864-nucleotide messenger RNA. RefSeq lists its product as uncharacterized. Bases 1 to 864 code for a protein of 287 amino acids. The record is from RefSeq and is a predicted model, not a curated record. NCBI's taxonomy places the organism in Eukaryota, Metazoa, Arthropoda, Insecta, Hemiptera, Delphacidae. The transcript has 3 exons.